AUGCCAACCACUUUCUUGGCAUCAAAAUUAAAAAAACAUCCAGAUAAGUACUUUCUCUCUCAGCACGCCUAUGCCACUUAUAUCAUUCAGCAGUCUAAUCUGUUUCACUGUAAACCCGCAGCCAACCCUUCGUGUACCAAGCUGCCAAUAGACAUCCCGAUUGAUUCCAAUCUGGAAGACCCGUCUCUAUACAGAAAGCUCACCGGCGCAUUGCAAUAUCUCACAAUCACACGGCCGGACAUUGCCUACGCCGUCAACAACCUCUCGCAACAUAUGCACGAUCCACAGCCAAGUCACAUUCAUUUACUGAAGAGGCUUAUCCGCUACAUAAAAGGAACCACUCACUUCGGUCUCCCGAUCACCAAAUCUGAUCUUCGCCUACGUACAUACUCCGACGCCGAUUGGGCUAGCGAUCCAGUCACUCGCAAAUCCACCUCCGGGUACUGCUCAUUUCUCGGCAGCACAUUGGUUUCGUGGGCAGUCAAGAAGCAAACAACCGUGUCUCGGUCAUCUACUGAAUCCGAGUAUAGGGCACUCGCCGCCGCCGCCGCCGACACCAUCUGGCUCAAGCGGUUGCUCACUGACUUUCGCAUCAACCACAAUCAGCACGUCGAGCUCUACUGUGACAACACUUCGGCUAUUGCCCUCACAAACAAUCCUGUGUUCCAAGCAAGAACCAAGCACAUCAAGAUAGGCCACCGGUUCUUGCGCGAAAAUCUAGCCAACAACUACAUUCGACUUCUUCCCAUCAAAACCGUCGACCAAAUCGCUGAUCUACUGACGAAACCUCUGUCCACACCAAGAUUCAAACUGCUCCGGGACAAACUCACGAUCACUCCAGACUCGUUCGUUUGCGGGGGGCUAUUAGAGAACUAA
Messenger RNA from Dendrobium catenatum, 876 nucleotides. RefSeq lists its product as uncharacterized. The transcript has a single exon. NCBI's taxonomy places the organism in Eukaryota, Viridiplantae, Streptophyta, Magnoliopsida, Asparagales, Orchidaceae. The record is from RefSeq and is a predicted model, not a curated record. The coding region runs from base 1 to 876 and encodes 291 amino acids.